This is a messenger RNA of Colletotrichum spaethianum, 1272 nucleotides long. RefSeq lists its product as uncharacterized. The transcript has 2 exons. NCBI's taxonomy places the organism in Eukaryota, Fungi, Ascomycota, Sordariomycetes, Glomerellales, Glomerellaceae. The record is from RefSeq and is a predicted model, not a curated record. The coding region runs from base 1 to 1272 and encodes 423 amino acids.
AUGCGUAUCUCGAUUAUCGCGAGAGGCAAAGACACUUGCGACGCCGGCCUCUCCUACUUCGAAUGCAAAGAGGGCUAUCGUGGUUGUUGCCAUUUCAACCCAUGCCCUGGCACCAACUGCCCGCGCGAGUUGUCAGUGACGCAGCCAGGCAAGAUUGUUGCAUCUGUCGCCGCGCCUGUGCUCGUCUCUGCCAUCGACCCCUUGCUGUCGAAGAGACGCACGAUCACCAUGACCUCGACCAUCACGACAUACAAAUCUAAAUCGAUGCAAGCCACGACCACUACCGUCUUCCUGCCUGACGCAACCGGCCCUGGGGGUGCUUGGUACACCGACCCAAAGGGUCGACUUGUCUCGACCGUAUCCUCUUUGGAUCCAUCCCUGUACCCUACGGUCGAUUCAUCCCCUAGCGUCCCGUUCACUCUCGUCGAGCCGCAGGUCCUUAUUACAUCAACAUCGACCGCUGCUCCCGAGCCCGGCUCCGGGAACAGUGGCCUUUCUACUGCAGCACAGGCUGGAAUCGCCGCCUCUGUCUUGAUCGUGCUUGUGGCAAUUAUCGCCGCCUGGUUCCUCUGCACCAAGCAGAGAAGGAAGCUCAGAGGUUCUCGAGAGUCCAUCAGGUCCAUCAGCAGAGACGGCAACAGCAGAAAAGGAAGCACAAACGGCUCAAAGGAGGAUCAGAGCAACCCGCCCAUUAUCACCCAUCCAUUUCAACCUAAUGGCCCUUCUUCUUUUGGAGGACACUAUGAAGAGCCACAGACUCGCUUCAGCCGAGUCAGUAAUAUAGGCUCAGAGAAGAUGAUGAACCACCCGAUCAGCCCUGAUACUCGUAACUUGGCGAUUUGGCAGCCGCCGUCAGCUGUGAUUGCGAGAGUCAACAUAGUCAGUCCUGGUUUUACACCUCGUACAGUCAACGCUACUCCCGACUUUAUUUGCCGUACUGCCAACACGACUCCCGACUUCACUUCCCGCACUGCUAACGCGACUCCCGACUUCAUCUCUCGCCUCGGCACGGCUACCCCCGAGGUUCAUGGCCCACCUCAGCAGGCGGCAAUCGCGGAGUUGGCUUCCCCUGGUCGACCCAAGGUCGUCGAGAUUUGCAGUACUCGCAAUAGCGUGCAAAUGUACAAGGCGUACCACCCAAUGGGCAACUCGCUUUAUCCCGUCGCUGAGACCUCGCCGAGCUAUCUCACUGGCAAGCUGAACCCUAUUGAGGAUGAGGGUUUUCAGGACCGAUAUGUGAAUUGCUGGACUAAGUGGGAUCCUAUUGCUUGA